UCAGAGGGCUGGGUUACAGCGGGAGAAGCGGCUGAGCGACAUUCCCUGAGAAAUCUGCUGCUGGAAAAAUCGUCUCCAUGAAUCACUGGCUAACAGCAGUGUUAUUACAGAGUAGAUAGUUUCUUUACCUCCAGAAGAACGGCUGUCUAAAGCCGAAUAAAUCCACAAUCUGCCAGUACAAUGAAGCCUCUGGAUUUAUGGUUUAGAUUUAUUUGCAGUUUAUUUAUUAUUUGUCUCCCAGUUUCCGGAUUCUAUCUUCCGGGUUUAGCUCCGGUUAGUUUUUGUGAAGAGGACAAGAAAACCGGUGACUGUCAGAGUGGGAUUCAGCUGUUUGUAAAUCGACUGGACUCUGUGGAAUCCGUCCUGCCCUAUGAAUAUGACGUGUUUGAUUUUUGCCAAGAUGCAGAGGAGAAGAGGCCAUCAGAAAACCUUGGCCAGGUGUUGUUCGGAGAGAGAAUUGAGACCUCGCCCUACAAGUUCACAUUUAGGAAAGAUGAAACUUGCCAAAAAGUGUGCACCAAAUCUUACGACACAACAAAACCGGAAGAUAAAGCCAAUUUGGACUUUCUCAAGAGAGGCAUGCAGCUGAAUUACCAGCAUCACUGGAUUGUUGACAACAUGCCUGUAACAUGGUGCUAUGAUGUGGAGGAUAAUCAGAAGUACUGCAACCCUGGCUUUCCAAUUGGUUGCUUAGUAACCACUGAGGGACGGCCUAAAGAUGCCUGUGUCAUCAAUUCUGAAUUCAACAAGAAAAACACAUUCUACCUCUUCAACCAUGUGGAUAUCAUAAUAACCUACCACAGCGGGGAACAUGAAAAUUGGAAUGGUGCUCGGCUGGUCAGCGCUAGACUGGAGCCCAAGAGUGUUAAACACAGUGCUGAAAACAGCCUGACAUGUCAAGGCCCACCCAUGGAGAUUCCAGGGGAAUUCAGUAGUAAUCUGAACCUGACCUACUCUUAUUCAGUCAUGUUUGAGUCCACAGAUUUGAUCAAGUGGGCUUCAAGAUGGGAUUACAUUUUGGUGUCCAUGCCUCAUACAAAUAUCCAGUGGUUUAGCAUUAUGAACUCUUUGGUCAUCGUGCUCUUCCUCUCUGGCAUGGUGGCCAUGAUCAUGCUGAGAACACUACACAAGGAUAUCGCAAGAUACAACCAAGUGGAUCAGGCAAACAUGGUUAAGAUCCAUCCACAAACAGGUGUUGCUUAUGAGGAUGCACAGGAGGAGUCUGGAUGGAAGCAGGUACAUGGGGAUGUGUUCAGGCCACCGCAGAAUGGCAUGCUGCUGUCUGUAUUUCUUGGGCAGGGCACACAAAUCUUAAUCAUGACCUUCAUCACACUCUUCUUGGCUUGCCUGGGAUUCCUCUCUCCAGCAAACAGAGGGGCGCUUAUGACUUGUGCAGUGGUGCUGUGGGUCUUGCUAGGCACGCCUGCUGGUUAUGUAUCAGCCAGACUUUAUAAGAGUUUUGGUGGUGAAAAAUGGAAAACCAGUGUUUUUUUGACUGCACUUCUGUGUCCUGGCAUUGUGUUUGCGGAUUUCUUCUUAAUGAAUCUGAUCCUCUGGGUGGAGGGCUCGUCUGCUGCUAUCCCGUUUGGCACGCUGGUGGCCGUUCUGGGCCUGUGGUUCGGCAUCUCUGUCCCACUUACCUUCGUGGGCGCAUACUUUGGCUUCAAGAAGCCGGUGAUUGAGGCCCCAGUACGAACAAAUCAGAUCCCACGGCAAAUCCCUGAGCAGUCCUUCUUCACUAAACCUGUGCCAGGCAUCAUCAUGGGCGGCAUCCUGCCAUUCGGCUGCAUCUUCAUCCAGCUCUUCUUCAUCCUCAACAGCAUCUGGUCUCAUCAGAUGUAUUAUAUGUUUGGCUUCCUGUUCUUGGUGUUCAUAAUUCUUGUCAUCACCUGUUCUGAGGCUACGAUCUUGCUGUGCUACUUCCAUUUGUGUGCUGAGGAUUAUCACUGGUGGUGGCGAUCGUUCCUUACCAGUGGAUUCACCGCGGUUUACCUGUUUGUCUACGCUAUGCACUAUUUCUUCUCUAAACUCCAAAUCCAAGGUGCAGCUAGUACCAUCCUUUACUUUGGCUACACCAUGAUUAUGGUACUUAUAUUCUUCCUCUUCACAGGCACCAUUGGCUUCUUCGCUUGUUUCUGGUUUGUACAUAAAAUCUACAGUGUGGUGAAAGUGGACUAAGACAGCAAGCUUGGCAGUUCCAUCUGUCCGCAGUGCAGAAAAAGACUGUGUUCUCUUCGUUAUUCAUUUGAUGGACAGAUGCUUUGGCAAGCUGUGUUUGGGAGACACCUCCGGGAUGAAAACGUCCUUCUUUUGCUUGGAAACUGGUGUAUUUCUGUCAUAAUUCUAUGCUUCUACUGUCUGUACUUAAGCUGGUUUAGUUUGCACAAUAACAUGAGUUAGGUCUUUGUCCAGACCUCCAAAGACUGGGGUUGGGGUUAAGAUGUAGGGUUUUUUCUGUGUUUUGGUGUUGAGGAAUCAUCAUAAAUUGGUGGUUGUGAAAGUUGGUGGAGCCAGUGGUGCUGAUCCUGAAACUACAAAGGUCCUGAUACGGCUGCAGGCUUGGUAAAUACUUCUGCGAUACUACUUCUUGCGAACAUGUCUGUUUUAGUCGUCAUGAGUGUAAUUGGCAUGCUGGCCAGUCAAGAAGGGAUGACUGAGCAUGCUCAAACAUUUGCACGUUAACUUGCCAGCGACAGACAUGGGCUCCAUGAGCAGAAAAAGAGACAGAAGAAUAGGAGCAGACAGAUUGGAAAUAAGCAGAUCAAAAUCAAAAGAACAUCUGUACGUCUUUGAGGGGGUGGGUUCUGCCCCCUGCACUUUAAGCCCAAAUGCAUGAAGGUAACAAGGCUGCAAGUCUUUAUAAUUUCACUCAAUAUGUGUGUGUGUGUGUGUGUGUGAUUUUAUAUAGAGAUCCAAAUGUGUUCAUUCCUUUUUUUUUUUUUAAGUUCUACCGUUUGUUUAUCUAUUCAUUACUUAUCAUUAAGUUAAAUGAAAAUGUGAUUUUUCUCUGUUUUAUUUUCCAGUUGUUUAAUUUUUUACAAUAGUUUCAGCACUACAGGUACAAAGGGUUUGUCUAUGAUGUCACUGAUAAGUGGAUAUCAGUGAUGAAUUGACAUCAAAAAUAAAGCAGGUCACUAAGCCUGUUUUAUUUUUGUGGAUGUCUCACAUUGAGUUUAUGUGGAGCAGUGAAAUGAUUGGGGUAAGAGGCACUGAGCUUUAUGCUGGUAAUAACUUGAUGAUUGAUGGAAUUAUUUUUAUUUUUUUUAGGUAAUCACAAAAUGAACUUGAUCAUUUAAACCAGUAACAUCCAGUUUUGAGAAGGUUAAUGCAUAAAUUCAGGCACAGCUUAUUUUGCUCUUCGUCAAACCAUAUGAAGUGUACAUAAAGAACCUUGUACCAUGAAAUGAAAAUAAAGCACAGUACAUAUCAUCACAA
Messenger RNA from Colossoma macropomum (tambaqui), 3435 nucleotides. RefSeq names its product transmembrane 9 superfamily member 2 (gene tm9sf5). NCBI's taxonomy places the organism in Eukaryota, Metazoa, Chordata, Actinopteri, Characiformes, Serrasalmidae. Gene Ontology annotation, biological process: protein localization to membrane. Bases 181 to 2178 code for a protein of 665 amino acids. Gene Ontology annotation, cellular component: membrane. The record is from RefSeq and is a predicted model, not a curated record. The transcript has 18 exons.